Epithele typhae is the source of this 885-nucleotide messenger RNA. Its product is annotated as RTA1 like protein. The record is from RefSeq and is a predicted model, not a curated record. The transcript has 9 exons. Lineage: Eukaryota; Fungi; Basidiomycota; Agaricomycetes; Polyporales; Epitheliaceae. Gene Ontology annotation, cellular component: membrane. Bases 1 to 885 code for a protein of 294 amino acids.
AUGGGUGGAUUCUGGCACCCCCACCCUUCCGGCGUCCUGAUGUCCGGAAACGAUUCCAACCUCUACGGCUACACUCCCUCGAAAGAAGCCGGCUACGCAUUUGUCGUCCUCUUCGGCAUCACCACACUGCUUCACGUCUUCCAGGCCAUAAAGUCAAAAGCGUGGUGGCUAUUCCCAACGGCAAUCAUCGCCGGUGUUGCCGAGGUUGUCGGAUGGACGGCGCGGAUAUUGUCUGGCGCCAACCCGUUGGAGUUCAAUCCCUACAUCAUCCAAACUACUGUGCUCGUUCUUGCGCCCACUCCAUUCGUCGCCGCGCUCUUUAUUGGGCUGGGCCGUAUAGUAUCCCACGUUGGCCCUCAGUACAGUAGACUCACUCCCCAAUGGUACUCUCGCAUCUUCCUCACGGCGGACAUUGCUUCGCUCGCCAUCCAGGGUGCUGGUGGAGGCAUCGCCGCGACCGCGACCACGGACCCGAACGCCGUUCGGAAAGGCAGCGACAUCAUCAUCGUGGGUCUCGGAGUCCAGCUCUUCUCGCUCUCGGUCUUCUGCUGCCUCAUGGCCGAGUUCGUCUGGCGCCGAUCGAACGAGCGGCCGUACCACAAGGAGGCCACCCAAGGCCACCCUAUAGACCGCAACGUCAAGCACCUGCUGGGCGGCAUCACCCUCGGCUCGUUUUUCAUCUACGUGCGAUCCAUCUACCGUAUCAUCGAGUUUGCCAGUGGCUUCGCCGGGACGAUCGCCCAUACCCAGUGGCUUUUCAUCGUCUUUGACGGUGUGAUGAUCACCCUCGGCAUGUUCACCCUCAACGUCUUCCACCCUGGCCAUCUUUUGAAGAAGAACCGGGAGUCGGACUACGAGAUGACCAAGAGCGCUGUUUCGGUGUAG